This is a messenger RNA of Harpia harpyja (harpy eagle), 2149 nucleotides long. It is a transcript of the gene PPCDC, whose product is annotated as phosphopantothenoylcysteine decarboxylase. Gene Ontology annotation, molecular function: FMN binding; phosphopantothenoylcysteine decarboxylase activity. Lineage: Eukaryota; Metazoa; Chordata; Aves; Accipitriformes; Accipitridae. The record is from RefSeq and is a predicted model, not a curated record. Gene Ontology annotation, biological process: coenzyme A biosynthetic process. Gene Ontology annotation, cellular component: phosphopantothenoylcysteine decarboxylase complex.
AAGGCGGCCGCCGCCAUGUCAGCACCUCAGGGGCCGCCCGCCGCCGCGGCGCGCAUGCGCAAUCGGCACCAAUCAGCGCUGGGGGGGGGCGGUAUUUCCCAGCGUGCCCUUUGCCUUCCGGGGCGCGGAGGGUUUCGCGACCCCGUUGCUUGGUGACGGCGGGUCGAGGCUUCGGCGGGAGUAGGCCGCGGCCCGGCCCCUCUUGAGCGGGCUCCGUCGUGUCUCUCUGCCGAGAGUCCGAAGGGAAACCAACUCGGCUGGGGGUUGUGUGUCUUCCCAGCAGUCAGUGUGAAAGAGUUUGAUUGGAGCAUGGAGCCCUUUUCCCUGCCAGAACGAGGGUUUCCUGCAGAAAAAAGCUCAUCUGUGCCGCAGAAAAAAUACUGUGUCCUGGUGGGUGUGACUGGAAGUGUGGCUGCCCUGAAGCUGCCUCUCCUCAUUGCCGAAUUGCUGAAAAUCACUGGGCUCGAAGUGAAAGUGGUCACUACUGAGAGAGCAAAGCAUUUCUACAAUGCCCAGGAGAUUCCUGUCACCCUCUACAGUGAUGAAGAUGAGUGGCAGCUGUGGAAAGGUCGUUCGGACCCAGUCCUGCACAUUGAGCUCAGACGGUGGGCUGACCUUAUGGUGGUGGCACCUCUUGAUGCAAACACGCUGGCAAAGCUUGCGAAUGGCAUCUGUGACAACCUGCUGACUUGUGUCAUCCGUGCUUGGGAUCUGAGCAAACCUCUGCUCUUCUGCCCAGCUAUGAACACAGCCAUGUGGGAACAUCCCAUCACAGCUCAGCAGGUGGAGCAGCUGAAAGGCUUUGGCUACACAGAGAUCCCCUGUGUGGUGAAGAAACUAGUGUGUGGAGACGAAGGUCGAGGUGCCAUGGCAGAAGUGUGGACCAUUGUGGAGAGCGUGAAGAGGAUCCUUGAAGAACGGGACUUGUCAACGCAGAGCUGAUGGUUUGGCAUGUAAAUUGUAUUUGUGUGCCUCCAUGAUGAUUUGAAGAUAAAACCAACAGGAAGCUGAGUCAAGAUGGCAUGCGUACCUAUAGUGUGCUCUUCAACCGAAAGAGUGAAACGGUUGUCUUCCAGCUGGUGCCAAACUGAAAUGUGGUACAUCACUGCAGACUUUCAGAAACCAAAGCCAAGAACAUGCUGCUUUAGUGUGGGAAAACUCUGUGGUAUCUCACAGAGAGGGAGUAACGUUCCCCUAGGCCACUCGGCCCCCAGUAUUUCACAUGUGCUCCUUUCCGAGGAGGCUGCAGAAGGAUUUGCCAAUGUAUUUCAGGUCCAGUGGUUCCCCCAAGAGCUGCCAGAGAGGAAAGUGCUGUGCAAAUCCUGGUGAUGGGGAUAAUGCCAGCCCCUUCCAGCAUGACGGUGUGGGGACAUCCCUGCUCUCCAAAGCCUGGUCCGUAGCUGUGCUGGCUUCACCUUUCCAGCAGGAGUCACUGUCCAAAAAGCAUUUGCCCUCCAGAAAAUUAAUAAAAGAGAGCUUUUAAUUCUGCCCCCAAAGAAUUGCCUCUUGUAGCUGCUCUGGGGGGUGUUUGCACCUAACGUCAUUGCUAAAUCGUUGCGUCUGCCUGUGUUUUUUAUCAGAGAUGGGAAAAAUUUACUGAAAGAAGCUAUCUAGUCCUCGAAUUAGCCUUUGCCCUUUUGUAUCUGUUGACUGGAUAGGGAUGCAGACGUCAACUGUGAACCAAAAUGACACCUGCCCAUCUGGGUGCUCCGGUCAGGAAAUGAACAGGCUGGGCCCUUGUGGAAAGCCAGGGUGGGUGUUUCCCAAGGGAGAGAAGUCAAACUUUGCCUAUGAUGAUCCUUUUCAGCUUGAAAAUUAACUCACUGGCACAAAAAAAUUGGGAGAUCCUGUAACCUCUUGGGCCAGACUGGCCAGGGCUCCCCCAGUCCAGCCUUUCCUUGGAAACGUGAUCCUGCUCCUGAGGGGAAUGGGAGCAAACUGGGGCUGUUGAACAUAUUGCUGUAGCAGAGCACUGCUGACCGAGAGAGUUUAUUUUUAACUAGACCCAGUCAAAUUUAAGGCCUUCGGUACAGAACGUGCAUCCUGCCUAUGGGGGCAACCUUCAGACGGCUACGCAUGAGGGAAGAGGUUAUCGGACUGUGUUUGCUUUCCUUAUCUAUUCCACACAAAUAAAAACCUCUGAACUUUC